Molecule: messenger RNA, 1182 nt
Organism: Dicrocoelium dendriticum
Lineage: Eukaryota; Metazoa; Platyhelminthes; Trematoda; Plagiorchiida; Dicrocoeliidae
Source: the annotation of a GenBank genome assembly
GUCCUCGGCCCCGUGGUUUUCAAUUUUUUUUCAUCAAUGACUUGGCGUCCGCACCCCAGACGGAUCGCAUAAUCUACACCGACGACCUGAAGCUGAUGAUGAAGGUAUUCAGUGUGGAAGAUGCUGGCAGGUUGCGAUCGAGGCUUCACAUCUACAUGAUUGGUCAAUUAAGUGGUAGUUGCCAAUGAAUCGUGAGAAAUAUUCGAUACUUCCAGUUGGUACGUCUGGCCCAUUUGGACCCUACAAUAUUGGGAGUUCCUUGCUUAAAAACGCCACUCAGGAGAGGGAUCUGGGAGUUAUAAUUUCGCCUGACCACAAGUCUAAUCAAGAUACAAAGAAAAAGGUCGUUGCGGCCUAUAGGAUGUUUCACUCUAUACGUAGCGCCUCUCGCCUGACCCAGGGGCUCUUCCGACUCCUGUUCACUUCACAUGUACGCCCGCUUCUCAGACGCGGGCUACCUGCCACCUACCCUCUUACGAAUUUCGAAUGUGAUAUGAUUGGAAAAGUUCAACGGCGUGGAUCCAGAUCCGUUUCUGAGCUGCGGGACCUGUCCUAUUCUCUCCGACUCAAACAACUGAACCUCUUUUCCCUGGAUUACCGUCGUCAUGGCGGAGAUUUGAGCUUCACCCGACGUAUUCUUAGAGGAGAGUUGGAGAGGGAAUUAAAGGAAUUCUUUCAUCUCAACACAGAGAGUUCGACAAAGGACCACGGAAUCAUCGAGUGUGAUCCAGUCUGGCUUUAUCCACUCGCCUUGUGAAUGACUGGAACCGCCUUCUGGAGUCCAUCGUUGAUGCCGAGACCGAGGAACCUUUUAGGCAUUUGUUGGAUUCUUAUAUUAGUUUGCGGGGAUACAGCUGUUUCCAAUGCACCUUCAGUGAUUCACUGUGGGACUUUGUUGCGCACUGACCUAGGCUAUCCCCGCAAUGAUCGAGAAGAGACAGAGCUGACAAACGACCUUUCUUCUGUUCUCUGUCAUCCAAUGAGUUCAGAAACUAGAUGUGUACAACCAGGGUCCAGCGGUCUACGAGUUAUUUCUUUUGUGUUGCAGCUCUAAAGGCCUAUUACGGCCCGUCAUACUAUUGGGCACGAAAGAGCUUGGAACGUCGGAGCGUAGGAAUAGUGCAGUUCUGCUGCUCCAAUCUUUUACGUCCUUUCAGUAACUCAUUGGUGACAAAUGGUACG